GUCACCACUACUACCUCUACUACUACAACCGUCACCACUACUACAACCGUCACCACUACUACCUCUACUACUACAACCGUCACCACUACUACAUCUACUACUACAACCGUCACCACUACUACAACCGUCACCACUACUACAACCGUCACCACUACUACCUCUCCUACUGCAACCGUCACCACUACUACAUCUACUACUACAACCGUCACCACUACUACCUCUACUACUACAACCGUCACCACUACUACAUCUACUACUACAACCGUCACCACUACUACCUCUACUACUACAACCGUCACCACUACUACAUCUACUACUACAACCGUCACCACUACUACCUCUACUACUACAACCGUCACCACUACUACCUCUACUACUACAACCGUCACCACUACUACCUCUACUACUACAACCGUCACCACCACUACAUCUACUACUACAACCGUCACCACCACUACCUCUACUACUACAACCGUCACCACUACUACCUCUACUACUACAACCGUCACCACUACUACCUCUACUACUACAACCGUCACCACUACUACCUCUACUACUACAACCGUCACCACCACUACCACUACUACCUCUACUACUACAACCACCGUCACCACUUCUACCUCUACUACUACAACCGUCACCACUACUACCUCUGCUACUACAACCGUCACCACUACUACCUCUACUACUACAACCGUCACCACUACUACCUCUACUACUACAACCGUCACCACUACUACCUCUACUACUGCAACCGUCACCACUACUACCUCUACUACAACCGUCACCACUACUAUCUCUACUACUACAACCGUCACCACUACUAUCUCUGCUACUACAACCGUCACCACCACUACCUCUGCUACUACAACCGUCACCACUACUACCUCUACUACUGCAACCGUCACCACUACUAUCUCUGCUACUACAACCGUCACCACUACUACCUCUACUACUACAACCGUCACCACCACUACCUCUGCUACUACAACCGUCACCACUACUAUCUCUACUACUACAACCGUCACCACUACUACCUCUACUACUACAACCGUCACCACUACUAUCUCUACUACUACAACCGUCACCACUACUAUCUCUGCUACUACAACCGUCACCACCACUACCUCUGCUACUACAACCGUCACCACUACUACCUCUACUACUACAACCGUCACCACUACU
Haliotis rufescens (red abalone) is the source of this 1185-nucleotide messenger RNA. Its product is annotated as mucin-22-like. Lineage: Eukaryota; Metazoa; Mollusca; Gastropoda; Lepetellida; Haliotidae. The annotation marks the transcript as partial. The transcript has 3 exons. The record is from RefSeq and is a predicted model, not a curated record.